AAAGAGCUUCGUAGCGUUUGUACUUUGUUUUUGUUUUGCCUGUGUCGUAAUGACGUGAUUUGUUCAAGGAAAACUUGAGAGUAUUUUUGUCUGCAGAGUCGUGCUGAUACUGAAAUUGAUUCGAAGCUGUUACGUAACAUAUUGGUGUUCGUAUGAAGCGGCGUAAUAUAGCAAUGGACGCAGAUGCCUUCAUAUCGUCGAAAGUUUCCCUUGUGGAAAGGAAUCCCCAGCCGAUGGGUCUGCAGCUGGUCAACCCCACCGCCGUAGGCAGAACCGAUCGAGCCAGCCUCAUCGAACUGGCGCAGGAGAUUGAAAUGGCAGAUGAGUUUGUGCAGUCGACAGCCGGGGCACAGCUGCGGCUGAUAGCAGAGCAGGUGUCGGUGCUGCGGCGGCAGGCGGAGCGCGUGCUGUCGGAGGCGGCGCAGUCGCACCGCCUGCACCACGCGGCCUGCAACUUCCGCAAGGCGCCCGGCUCCGUCUACCACCUCUACCGCCGGCCCUCGGGACAGGAGUACCUCUCCAUGCUGGCGCCACAGGAGUGGGGUCCGAAGGGCCCGCCGGCGGGGCACGAGUUCCGCGGUUCGUUCAGGCUCGAGGCGGACCGCAGUUGGACGCCGGCGGGCGAGGGUCCCCCGCGGCCCGCAGCGCGCGCCGUCGCGGACAUCUUCGGGCCCGCGGAGGACGCUGCCGCACGUUUUGACGUGGCGCGGCCGCUGCGCGCCAUCGAGGGGUCUGGCCGCGCGGCCCGCACGUCGUGACCCGAGCUCUCGGCUCGCUCGCAGCUGCAUUUUGUCUGCGGGCACGGCUGACGUGUGUCGGCGUGAGGAGUGAAGGAUUGUGUGUGGAAAGCUGCUCCCCUUUCUGAAAGCGACCCCUACGCCACGGAGGGGCCGCUCGGAAUUGUGUGCAGUGUCUGCACGAGUUCCCGCUUAUCUCGGUUACUUAAAAUGUCGAGAGUUUCAUUUAGGAUAAUAUGUGCACUACUACAAUUAAUGUUUGUCAAUAAGCAUUGCAUUUGACAGCAAAACUGCAGAGUUAUUGUGACAAAGUUUAAUGGAAAGUAUAUGAGAAGAGUGUAAACAUAUAGUAUAACAGCAUUAUUCACUUCUCACUUUUAACGUACAAACACAUUCACCACCUUCAGAACAGAGAAAAAUUUGAAAUUGAUUCGUGAGGUUACUGACCUUUGUCUCCUGUGACAUCCAGCGGACGACUGCCGAGUGCUUCACAUCGCUGUUAAAUAGACUGGAGGUAAUUUUCGUGUGCUUCGUAUUUGUCACUAUGUACGCUGACUAUAAUUGGCUCACUGAUAAUACGUUUCGUAAGGUUAUCAAUUUGCAAAGACUGCGAGGAGUCUGACUUUAUUAAACUACUGCUCGUUUGCCGUUAUACAGGUGGUUGACUUGGUGUGACUUCACUGAAGGCGAGCUUUGUAGUUGGAUACAUUUGAUUGAACUCUUAGUAUGCUCAACCACUUGUGUGUGCAGGUUUUUUACAGAAUGUUAAAAUACGAAGUGAUUCUGCUAUGAUAUCCACUUUGUGGGGCGACGGGUUAAUAACUUUUACGAGAGCCUGGAAACUAUUUCUGCGAUCGACCAGGAAGUGACGGAGAACGUACUGGCCGUAGUUUCCAGUCUGCGAGUCCACAUUCUUGUCCGGCCCACUGAAAGAAAUGUUUCUCUUCUCUAUUUGCUCAGCGGGAUCGGGACUGUGAUUAUAAAUGAAGAUUCUGAUUUCUAAUUGAUACAUAAAUUUGGUAAUGUUUCACAUGCACAACAUUGUAACAUUCAUUAUGUUCAUACUGACAGUAAAUCUCUCUAUCCUAAACAGCACUACGAGCAGUUUAGAUGCGACCUCUACUGUAAGUUUCUAUUAAAUUGUCUUUCGCCCUGACUUCUGCUAAUCAAAGUAAUUGCUCGCCACAAAAGUGGAAAAUAAGUAUGACCACCGGCCGUGUGGGUUUGUUAACCUUUAGGGCGGCACACUGACAGUUACUUCAGUGAAAUCUGAGAGAUCCGGGACGGUGUACAGUCCUCGUAAGUUCACUUUCUAUUAUUACUGAAAGUGUGCGUUUAGUAAGAGCCUGUAAUGUCAUCCUAGGCAACGUGCACUCCAGUGCUUGACUGACACAGACCGUACAGAGGCUGGGUGCGAAGUAGAGCCCAGUCUUGCCUCCCGGACUGUGUUUAUAUAUGUGGCGCAGCGGAGGGCUGAGCGAACACCUGACGUUAUCCACUCUGUGCCCACGGUAGUAGCCUCCAAAUGGCCACUUCCUCAGACCUAUAAUAUUUUACAAGACGGUUUUGUAUUAAUUUUGAAUUUUUGUAAUUUUUGUAUGCAUGUAGGUAAGUUGGUUAAAAUCACAGAAAAUUUUUAGCUUGCCUGCAUUUAAACUUUGCCGUCUAGAAUUUUCAGAACGGAACUGACAGUGGAACCUGACCUCUGAACUACAACUUUAACAGACCUUGUACUUUUUAUUAUUUACAUCCAGACCUUGGAACUUGUUAAAGCUCUAUAAUUAAUAGGUUCCAUGAUGUGCUGUAAACAAAACUUUCUAGCAUUAAUAUAACAGAUACUCAAUCUACUACAAAUAAGGAUGUUUUAGUUCCAAUUUGUAUGGAGUGUAGCCAUGUAUGGAAGUGAAACGUGGACGGUAAAUAGUUUGGACAAGAAGAGAAUAGAAGCUUUUGAAAUGUGGUGCUACAGAAGAAUGCUGAAGAUUAGAUGGGUAGAUCACAUAACUAAUGAGGAGGUAUUUAAUAGACUUGGGGAAAAGAGAAAUUUGUGGCACAACUUGACUAUAAGAAGGGAUUGGUUGGUAGGACAUGUUCUGAGGCAUCGAGGGAUCACCAAUUUAGUAUUGGAGGGCUGCGUGGAGCGUAGAAAUCAUAAAGGGAGACCAAGGAUUGAAUACACAAAGCAGAUUGGGAAGGAUGUAGGUAGAAGUAGGUACUGGGAGAUGAAGAAGCUUGCACAGGAUAGAGUAGCAGGGAGAACUGCAUCAAACCAGUCUCUGGACUGAAGACGAUGACAACAACAACAACAACAGUUCCAAAUUUAGUUUUCUGCAAAUUACUCAAAAACUGUUAGAGAACGCUUAAUGGGGUUACGUAAUUAAUGUUUUUGUGUUGAAGUGAAGCUUCAUACAAAUUUUCAUAUUUCUAAGUCCAAUACUUAGCGCUUUCCGUUUUUCUUAAAAACACAGAUUCUGACCAAAAUAUUGGAUUAAUCACAUUGAGACUUGCACCAGUUAAUUUUGACGUACAUCUGCUCAUAGUGAACAAUUUUUGGGUUUCUAACUUUAUUAUUUAGCGCCACUUACUUUUUUCCUUAAAACAAUGUACAGGGUCCGGCAUAAAAAACUCCCCGAUUACAAAGUAACGUGCAGCGGACAGUAGAAGGAGCAGAGUGGUGGGGGGCGGUCGUUACGUAGCUGCCUACGUGCCGUUUUCAGUGUACGCCAUGGCGUGGUCUGGUGAACAUCGUGCCUUCGUAGUGGAAGAUUUUAUUCAAAAUGGCGAAUCGCCUGUUAAUACUCAACGUGCUUUUCGCGUUCGCUUUGCGCUCGGACGAUGGGACCCUGUUCCCGAUAAGAAAACAAUUUAUUCUUGGGUUGCUAACUUUCGUGAGACAGGUUCCGCAUUAAAAAGGAAACCACCUGGACGACCACGGACUGCAACAGGCCCCGGAAAUGUUGAUGCAGUUAGAGCUUCAGUUAAACAAUCUCCUCGACGAUCCGCUAAAAAGCAUGCGGCAGCAUUACGGAUAUCUGAUUGAAGUGUGAGAAGAAUCUUGCAUCGAGAUCUUAAAAUGCAUCCUUACAAACUUGUAACUACGCAGGAACUGAGUCAACGAGACUGUGGUGUCCGUGUAAGUUUGUGCCAAGACCUUCUUCGGAACAUUCGUCCCAACGAUAUUGUGAUUUUUUUCUGAUGAAGCACACUUUCACCUUGCCGGAACAGUGAACAGCCAAAAUUGCAGGUACUGGUGUGAACACAAUCCCCAAGAACUUCAUCAACGACCACUUCAUAGCCCUAAAGUAACAGUAUGGUGUGCUGUUUACAAUUCCGGAGUGAUCGGUCCUUACUUUUUCGAAGAAAAUGACAGGAAUUUAACCGUCAACAGU
This is a messenger RNA of Schistocerca cancellata (South American locust), 4126 nucleotides long. RefSeq lists its product as uncharacterized. The coding region runs from base 153 to 758 and encodes 201 amino acids. Lineage: Eukaryota; Metazoa; Arthropoda; Insecta; Orthoptera; Acrididae. The transcript has 5 exons. The record is from RefSeq and is a predicted model, not a curated record.